AUGAGGAUACUCCUGCUCAAGGUCCUACAGAACUCCACAGCUAUGCCCUUCACAAGGAGGGGCAACACCUACAAAUGUUUCUACUGCCAGAAAAUCUUCCAUAAGGCCAGCGAUUUAAAAAAUCACACCAACACCCACGUAUACGUCGAACAGAAAGUUAGAACUGUCAAUCGUUGCGGAGAUGGUCUGAGAAGCUUUAUCAAACUAGAUGUUACUGAGUUAAAAUGCAAAACAUGCGACAGCAAAUUUAACUCACUAAGAAACUUCUUAACUCAUCUGAAUGAAGUUCACAACGAAGGACUGGAUAUGGAACCUUUAAAAUAUAUAGACAGCUAUAAAUUAUCUGACAGUGAAAUGAAAUGUCUCAUUUGCGACGAGAAUUUUCAAUAUUUCAAUCAGCUACGCCUGCAUACGUUGAGAAUGCACAAAGUGAGGCAGUUCAUGUGCGAGACCUGCGGCAUCAGCUACGCUACCAAAAAAAGUUUAGCCAAACAUCACCAAGGCGCUCACGAAACUAAUGAGAAAACAUACACCUGCAAGCAAUGCGGCAAGAACUUCCCGACUCCGCAUAAACGUGAUAAUCAUGAGAAGCGAAUACACGAUAUGAAAGCUAGCACAUGUGAUAUUUGUAACCAAAUCUUAGGCAGCGCGUUUAAAAAGGCAACCCACUUAGCCAACGUCCAUAAUGUUAGGCAGUCCGAAUUUAAAUGCGAAAGUUGUCCUAAAGUCUUCCUGCUUGCAAAUCAGCUAGAUAUCCACAAGAGGAGGAUACACAUGAAAGAAAAAACUAAAGUUUGCGACGUGUGCGGCGACAAAUUCUUUGAAAGAAGGCCCUGGUGUUACACACCAAGAUACACACGGGAGAGAAGCCAGAGCACAGACCAGGGCGCCCGCAAUCGGGAGGAAUUGACCAAACUGCUCGCCAUUGUGAUAGAAAACUCCACCGUCAUACCUUUCAAAUGGCAGGCCAACGGCUUCCUGUGCUUCUACUGUGGCUGCCCCUUCACCGACCCUUCGGCCCUCAAGCAUCACACCAAGACUGAACACGAGAACGCCAAACUCAAAACCAUCUUGAGAACCACUGUUGCGAAAAGCAGGAGCAUUAAACUCGACGUGUCGGAGCUAGCUUGCAAGAAAUGCAGCGAACCUAUGAGCAGCUUACAACAGUUCUUCAUCCAUAUCAAACAACACGGUUUUACUAUAGAUGAAGAGGCUUCACAUUGCUGCUAUCCAUUCAUUCUUACUGAUAACGAUAUGUCCUGUCUUGAAUGUGGGAUGUCUUUUAGAUUUUUCGGCCCACUUUUAAUUCACACACAUAAAUAUCAUACCAAAUCUGAGCCGUUCCUUUGUGAAAUAUGCGGGCAAGGAUUUAUAGCUAAAGCGAACGUGGAAAACCAUCGGAAAAUACACGACAAAACGUCCAACUGCAACUAUAAUUGCAAAGAGUGUGACGAAACAUUCUCUACACAGUACAAACUUACUUAUCACUUCCAAAAAGUCCACACUCCAGCCAAAUUCAAGUGUCCUAAAUGUCCGGAAGUUCUAGGCAGCAAAUACUUAAAGAAACAUCAUUUAGCUUUCGUACAUGAUGUGAAAAGCGCGCAGUUUAAAUGUGACGAGUGUCACAAGAUUUUCUCGUUGAAAAACAAGUUGCUUCGGCAUAAGUCCUGUGUGCAUUUGAAAGAAAAAAACAUUGCCUGCGAAAUUUGUGGGCAUAAAGUGUUCAGUAAAGAUCUUUUGAAGCGGCAUAUGGUGAAGCAUGAUGAUGCUAGACCGUUUGAGUGCGAUUUCUGCAAGAAAACAUUUCAAAGAAAGAAGACUUUGGAGUUUCACAGGAGGAUACAUACGAACGACAAGCGGUAUCAGUGCAAGGAGUGCGGGAGAUCGUUCGUGCAGUGGACCAGCCUCAAGCUGCAUAUGAGGGUGCAUCAUUCUAAUCCAAAGAAGCACGAUCUCCGCGUCCCAACGCAGAUCGAAUGGCAAAAGGCAGCCGCCCGUCGCUACGUCCAUUCCGUCCUGUCCCACUCCUCCCUCCUCCCCUUCCGUUGGCGCGGCAACCGCUACAUCUGCUUCUACUGCCACUACACCUUCACCGAGGCAACCAGCUUGAGGACACACACCAGAACUCACCAAAACCUGCCCAUCAUGAAGCAUUUAACACAAACUAGAGACUUCGCUCCCAUAAAAGUUGAUAUCGGAGAAACUUUAAAAUGUCUCAAGUGUAAACAUGAGGAACAUAGCUUGGAAGGGCUGAUUUUACAUUUAAAAGGCCAUAAAGUAAUAGGAGAUAUAGAGCAGGAGUGUUUCUUACCUUUCAAGCUAGCUGACAAUCAGAUAUCUUGCUUGAAAUGUGCUAAAUCCUAUCAGUCUUUCGGCAUGCUUUACUCCCAUAUGAAUAAAGUCCAUUUGGAAGGCACUAAGCGCAUUUGCGAGGCGUGCGGUGAAAGUUUUUUCUCAGAUUUCAGUUUAAGAAAGCAUGUGCAGUCGCAUCAUUCUAAUUCCAACUUCAAAUGCAGCCGUUGCAACGAGAAAUUUAAGUUAGACGCGAAUAGAAUUAGCCAUGAAUAUAAAGAGCAUAACAUUAAGUCUUUCAAAUGUUAUAAAUGCGAUGAAACGUUCGGUUCGCAUUAUUUAAGACGUCUUCACCUGCAUAGCACUCAUAUGAAGAUGGAAUUCACGUGCAAGGAGUGUUCUAAAACCUUUCUAAACAAGUCUUUACUCAAUCGACACGUGAAUAGGGUUCAUUUGAAGGAGAAGAACUUCACUUGCCCGGUGUGUGGCGACAAGUUCUUUGAUCUGGGAUCUUUGAACGCGCAUGCGAAGAGGCAUUUGGACAGCUCGCAGAAGAGUUUUCAAUGUAAGAUUUGCUUUUUGGUUUUCGGUGGGAAGAUGGAGCUGAAUGAUCAUAUGGUGACCCAUGCGGGGCAGUCGCUGUCAUUGAAGUAA
Messenger RNA from Cydia amplana, 2946 nucleotides. Its product is annotated as zinc finger protein 91-like. Gene Ontology annotation, cellular component: nucleus. The transcript has 3 exons. Bases 1 to 2946 code for a protein of 981 amino acids. Gene Ontology annotation, molecular function: RNA polymerase II transcription regulatory region sequence-specific DNA binding; DNA-binding transcription factor activity, RNA polymerase II-specific. Gene Ontology annotation, biological process: regulation of transcription by RNA polymerase II. The record is from RefSeq and is a predicted model, not a curated record. Lineage: Eukaryota; Metazoa; Arthropoda; Insecta; Lepidoptera; Tortricidae.